Molecule: messenger RNA, 741 nt
Organism: Fusarium graminearum PH-1
Lineage: Eukaryota; Fungi; Ascomycota; Sordariomycetes; Hypocreales; Nectriaceae
Exons: 1
Coding region: 1-741 (246 amino acids)
Molecular function (GO): protein binding
Source: RefSeq, a predicted model, not a curated record
AUGGGCAUCGCAGUGUCCCGAGGACAACUUGACAUUCUCAGGUGCCUUAUUGAAGCUAGUCCAGAAGGCACCAUCAACAAUGCUAGCCCAAACUUUGGAGUGCCUCGACUACACAUGGCCACAUAUGGGCAUCAUACAAAGAGCGUGGAGACGCUACUGUCCAUCCCAGGUAUCGAACCAAACAAGAUUGAUAAUUCCGGACGUACAGCCUUGUUGCUCGCUGCUAGAGAGGGGUUUGAUGAUAUCGUUCAAAUCUUGGUUGACGACGCCCGAGUUGACCCAAAUUUGAUCGAUUGGUUCGGUUCAACACCACUUUUCGCUGCGGUCAGAAAUAACCAUGUAAAGGUUCUUGAAGUACUGCUCAAGAGUCCAAAGGUCACUACAGAGAUAAGAGAUGGUUAUGGGAUAGAUCUCUAUUGGUGGGCGGAGAGGUUUGAGAAUCCCGAAGUGCUUUCUCUUUUACAGCAGUAUCUUGGGGAAGAUGAAAUCUUCCCUGACGACCCUAUUAGCCCUGACCUCGACAUCAAUUUGACGCCUUUCGACCCUGACUUGCACUGCUGCGAUGCUUGUCUGAUCAGUACACGAAAACCAGGACUGUAUGAAGAUGGCGAUGUGGAAUUUAUUUUUUGUUCAGAUUGUUGGAGAGCGCAAGCAUGGGAGACAUAUUGUGAACGCUUGACGGAUGGUCCGUCAGCUGCCCUCAAUUAUAGUUCAGGUGGUGCUGGGCAAGAUAAUGGGUAA